Molecule: messenger RNA, 1927 nt
Organism: Nasonia vitripennis (jewel wasp)
Lineage: Eukaryota; Metazoa; Arthropoda; Insecta; Hymenoptera; Pteromalidae
Exons: 5
Coding region: 337-1047 (236 amino acids)
Source: RefSeq, a predicted model, not a curated record
GCAGUCGGGAGGAUUUGAGGCGCGUUUCUCUUUCUCUCUCGCUGCGUUGUUUCCAAUCUACCGGGUGUCCGAGAAGCAACGGCUCCCCUCGUUCGAGAGCUCAGGCCACUUUUCUUCCUCGAACGGUUCGGCAGCUCGUCGGUCUUCUUUGACGCUGGUUUUUUCCGCUCGCGUGCAAACAUUAGCCGCUAUAACACGUGUACGUAUAUACUGCGAUUCGGGGAAUCGUGGCGAUCGGUUCUCUGCGUUCGAACGGCUCUUGUCGGGGGGAAUUGCAUAAAAGUAUGAAAAUCAUUAUAGCUAUCGGUAAAUUAACCGCACAGACAGUCGAGCUUUAUGUCAAGCAUGAAAUUCAGACGUUCUUCCUUACGUAAUACGCGACCGAUCGAGCGUUCGAAGAAACGCGCACUGCGCCUCAUGUUGAUCAGCUUAACGACCGUCAUAAUUGUGGCAUGCGGAUUCAUCGCGCUCACGCAAUCCAGAGUUUUGCACAACGAGCAAUCAGCUGCUCAUAAUAUCAAUAAGCUGGAGUCGUACUCUCAACACUUCGAUGCUCUACAGGGCCAAUACGAUGCUGUGCUGGACGCAGUGAGAGAGGAACGCUCGCGCAACUGCACGCGCGACCAAAACGACGCCCUGACCAAGCUCGAGAAACAGCUGACGGAGGAGCGCGCUGAGCAUUCCAAGGAGAUUGAAGGCGCAUGCACGCGUUACGACGUACUUCGUACGAGCUUCGAAAACCUCCAGAGGGAGACGGAAAUCAUCAGUAGGCACUGCGGUCGCAAGGAGACCGACCUCAAAGCGCAGCUGAAGGCAGCCGAGGACGAACGCGCUGAACUAGUGGCCAAACUCGAGGAAAGCAAUAAGAAGCUCAGAGUAGCCGGACAGAGACAACUCGCUGCCACGACGCCGGCGCCGUCCCGCAGCCUUUUCGAUCCCGAACGGCUUAAAAAGAUCAACGACAUCGUCAAGGAUAUCGAGAAUGGCGCAGCCAUUUUUAAUUUAGGUGGCUUUAUGAAGAAAACUGACGAAGCUUUCCGAUCAUAAAGGACCAACGAGAAACAUUUUUACGAAGUUUUUUUAUGUUAUACUCAUGCCAAUUACGAAGAGAUUUUAAACAAAGAAAGUUUUGCUUGGAAAUUAGAUGUAAAUUAUAAUGCGUAUGACUCACCAGUGAAUUAAUGGGAUUCACUGAAACGUUCAAAGUUUAAACUUUUGUAAUGUUUGGGAGUCCGAUAAAAUUAACCAAUAUAUCGAAUUUUUUUACUGAAAAAAAUCGCUAGUAUUAUGAGUAAAAAAUUCACGUUAAAAAUAAGUAGUUUAUUCAAUUGGGUCGGUAAAUUUAGUGGCCCAACUCAUUACGUAUUAUAACUAGAUACAAAAAUAUGUUUAAAUCUGUUGAAGUAUGAAUCUCUCGAAAAAUUUUAAAACAUGAUAUCGUAAAAUUUUACGAAUAUUAAAAGGCAGAAAAUGUACAAUUACAAUGCUGGAAAAUCAAUCAAUAUAUCACGUAUUACAUAACAAUCUUCCAUUUUUUAUAACUAUUUUUGAUUAUUUUCUCAUAAACUAAUCAAAGAAAAAUUUCGUACUAAUACAUGAGAUAAAAGAUUAUAUAUAGUUACAUUUUUAUAAAAAAAAAUAUAUGAUCGUAAUAUCAUUCCACAAUAUUUCUCUUUAAGGAAAUGCCAGAAAAUGGCACUCGCCUUUACUGCGUUUCAUAGUCAAUUUGACACAAUGGCAUUUUUUUGGUUAGUAUAAAAAACUAAACUAGAUACUAAUGUAAGAAAACUUGUUUAAAGCAGCAGCUUCUUACACAAGAAAUGUUAACACUUGUUGCAAUCAUCGAACUCAUGUAUUUAUAUUUGUACAAAAUCCAAAUAUUUUGUGAUAAAAUAAGAUGUUUUGUAAUAAAUUAUUUUUAUGGUAA